UUUUGUAAUAUGUGGGUAUUUUUUAAAAUUUUUUGGAAUUAAAAAAAAAUGAAAAUUUUGGAAGAUUUUUGAUUUUUUAAAGAAAAAAUAAAAUUUUAUUUUUAAUUUUAAUUUUAAAAUUAAUUUUAUAAAGUUUUUAGAGAAUUGUUUUAUAUUCAAUCAGUACCAAAUAAAAUUAAAUGUGUUAGUAACUCCAUUGAAAGUGCCACUAGCCUAGUGGUAAAAUACCUUGCCAUUAGUCCUAAUCAACCCCGAAUUCAAAUCCAGUGGUGUACUUCUUUUUAUUUUCAAAUCAUGUGAAAUGACGUCGUUUCAUCUCAUUUGAAAACGACGUCGUUUCGCUUAACGCCAACAUUUAACACCGUCUUAACUGUGAGUUCACGGUGUGCUAAAAUGGCCAGUCAAUCUUAAGUUGUUUAAUAAACUAAAAAAGUCAAUAAAAAUACAAUAUUUGUUUGACCAGACUCGAAUACAGAUUUUUUUGGCGAUUCGUGUAAAGUUCGUGUUUUUUUUGGCCGAAUUCUCAAUGAUUAUCUUAUUUUUAUCUUAAAAUUUUCAAGGAUACAGCCAUACAGGUUGUCUUCAUUUCUAAAAUCUACUUCAAAAUAUAUAGUUUAAUUACCUGUCUUUCCCUUUGUACCAUGAUGAGACCUUAUAACUUAAUUAAUUUACAAAUUAAUGCCACAACGAAUCAAGUGUAACUUAUGUUUUUCUUCUAUAUAUUCAUGUACAUCGGUUCAUAAUAAUAAGCCAGUUUCAAGAUUUAAUGACUUUAUAAAGUUAUCCACGUGUCGUAUGCCAGAUUAUUAUGAAUCUCUUGUAUAAGAUGACUAAGAUUUUGUUUCUAGUUACGUUAAAAAGGAUUCGUGAUUAGUUGAUAGGGUUUUCGUAUAUAUUCCCAUGUGUGGUUUAAGAUCGUGAACUAUGCAUAUCGUUACGUCUUACAUGGUUUCCAUUCUACAUUAUUGUUAUACUAUACAAUUUAUUUUACAUUUAUUUUGUUAUAUGGAUCCUAACAUUUUUAUUUUUUUCUUUUAUUUCUCAGAUUACAAAUUAAAGAUUUAGGCUGCCAAGUAAAUUGUUCGAAACUGGAUUUGGACCAUCUGGUGAAUAUAUUCUCAUUUAUAUGUAAUGAUGCAAUGUGUAUAUAAGCCUAAUAGAUCGUGUGUACGUAAAAUGGAAAGACCAUUCAUGUGAAAUGAAUUAUAUAAUGUUUACUAUUUGUUGUAUUCUAUUUUAUUUGCAGAAUAUAAAAUAUAAAUAUGAUUGUACAGUGCAUAAGCAUAAAUUAUGUUUUGUUGUUGUAUCGUUGCUAUCAAAACUAAGAAUUUAAAUCUCAAUUUUAUCAUUUUGUUAACCAGAUCCACAUAAGUGUAAACUUCACAUAAAUUUCGUUAACCACAGCUACAUUUGGGCCAUAAUCUUACAGUACUUCGGCCAUAUGGAAUAGAACAUUCAGUACAUAUAUAUGUGGUCAAUAGUAUAUAUUAUUUCAGAUUUUAAUCUUAUUCAAAAUAUUAUAACUAUAUUUUAUAGUUUACAUUUGGGUUUGAGUUUAGUGAUUAGAAUUUAGGGUUUAGUAUUUAGGAGUUGGGGUAAUGUUUAAUAUUUAGGAGUUGUGAAUGAAGUCAUAAUCCUAUACUAUUUCAUCCAUGUGGAAUAGAGCAUUUGAUGCGUAUGUAUAUGGUCAAUAGUAUAUACUAUUUCAUAUUUUAAUUUUAUUCAAAAUAUUAUAACUAUAUAUUAUAGUUUACGUUUUUGGGUUUAGUUAUUGGAGUUUAGGAUUUAGUAUAUAGGAGUUGUGGUAAUGUUUAAUAUUUAGGAGUUGCGUAUGGAGUUAUAAUCCUAUACUACUUUGACCAUGUGGAAUAAAACAUUCAGUGCAUGUGUAUGUACUCAAUAAACAUGUGACAUGGAUGAUUCUUUCUUUUUCGUGUAAAAUAGUUUCUAGAUACAUUUAACCAUAUAUUUAUUGGUGACGUGGAUAUAUAGACCAUAUUUUUACCGGGUAAUGACAAAGAAAAAGGUAUAACCGGAUAAAUUAGAAUGUAAAUGUAAGUUUUUUUAUUAUAUCAAAAUCAUUGUUAUUUACCUGAUUUAUCUUCAAAAUAUGGUUAGUACACAAAUAAGCCCUUUCAUUAACCCUAAAAGUAGUCUAAGAAAAAGAAAAAAAGAAAAAAGAAACAAGUCUAAGACGACAGAUCAAACUAUUCACAAAUGUUGCUAUAUAUAUAUAUAUUAAACAUUUUUUUUUAUAUAUAUUAAACAUUACGAUAAUAUUUUAUAACAAAAAAACAAUACGAUCAUAUUUAAAACAUAUUGAACGUGAUACACGAUUCAAACGGCAACAUAUUGAAACUUACAUAUAUUAUAUGUAUAUACAUACACCCAUAAUUUGCAACUAUUCUGGAAUCUGAAACCAGAAUCUCCUAAUUCAUUGUACCACUCGGUAGAUGGGAGUCUAUCUGCAUGUUAAAUUAUCCUAAAGAGCAACAACUAACAAACUAAAAAGGUAUUAAAGAAGAGAUAUUUUCCUCACGUUAAAUUCUUUUAAAGUAACAAGUAACAACUAAGAAAUUAUUAAAGAAAACAUAUAUUAGCCUCACGUUAAAUUCUUUUAAUAUAAAACUAACAAGUAACAAAACCUCUGUUUUUGUAUUCUACCUGAUCUUUGCUCUGUUUCAACCUCGUAACCUUGCUCCACCGUACCGGGGUGUAUGGUUUCUGAUUCCCUUCGGGGUUGGUAUUUUAAUGCAAAAAAAAAUACUGAGAAAUUAUUAAAGAACAUAUAUUUUCCUCUCUUUUCAGUGUUUUCACCCCACUCUCCAGAUUCUCCACCAUUAAAGUUUAUCGCGUGUAUAUAUAUAAGAGGCCAAAGAGCUUUCAUACACAAGCUCAAGUUAUAUAGAUUGAUAGAAAUAUAUACUCUUACUAAUACCAACUUAUAUCUUUGGUAAAUACACUAUUUCACAUAACAUAAUAAUGUUAUAAAAAGAACAAUUUGUGUCUUUGUUCUGAGUUCGUUGGCUUGCUUACAUACAAAGUACUGAUGGGAAUAACUGGGAUCGCCAAAGUACCAAUGCUGCUGUUAAGGAGUUGGAGGCAAGUUCAAGGACUUGCAGGGAUAAGCAGCAAAGCUGCAAAACAAAAGCCUAUGUUCAUCGACUACUCUGAGGAUAUUUCCGAUCAUAGUGUAGAGAUCAACUGUGGUGGCGAAGUGGAGUGGGUCCCACACCCACGUACCGGAAUUUUCUUUCCGCCGGGACAAGAGUCGGUGAUGGAUGGUGUCCCUGACGAUGCUGCUUCUUUUGACAUGACGUUUUGGCUUAGGGACGUCGACGGUGUGGACAAACCUGAUCCUGACCAUCAUUUUCCUAAAUGAAACAAAAAAAAAGUAUAACAAUAACUGAGUGACUUAAUAACCAUAUAAAGACUAUAUAUGUAGCUAUAGCAAAAUAAUCCCGAGGAAUAGUGUGUAACACACGUUUGAUUAUGACAAUCUUCAUAUAAUGUAUGCUGGUUCAAUAGCAAUACUUAAAUUAAUUAAUAUAUCCGUUGUGAUCAUCAUUUUAAGUGCUAAUUUAUGCAACAACUAAUUUUUGCAGAAGUUCCAUAGAUGUUCUCUGAUAUUUCGUAUAUUCUCUCACCUGAGGUUGAGAGAUUCUUUACACAAAUUAUAACAAGGUGUCUUAACAAGGUGUCUUAACAAGGCUUCUUAUUUGCUUUUAAAAAAAGGCUUCUUAUUUCUUCUUUAGUUUAGGAUUUAAAACAAGCAAAAAAAUUUGUCGUUAUAUUUUUCUUACAAAAAAUACGUGAAGCAGUAAUCAAUUUACUAGGGUGUGCUCACUUUAUACGGGAGAGAAGAAGGAAAGAGGAAGGAGCAUAUACACAAAUCCUUCCUCCUUCUUCUCUUGCGACCCUAAACUGAUUUGAGUUCCGUUCCGGCAGCGCGCGUCCAGCGUCAGAGGCUUUUUUUCUUUGUUUUUACAUGCGUUGCCAGACAUCGGAGGCUUUCCUUCAUUGUUUUUCGGUUAUGUUAUUUGCUUUUCUUCCGGUCUAUUAUCUUUUUGUCGAAAUGUUUUCAGAUAUGGGUUAGAGUUUAGCUUCGGAGAUAGCCUCGCUCAAGAGAGGUUUCAUCACCAGUGGGUUCUCGCCUCUCUCUGGAUCUGCAAAGAGGCUGUGGACUUUGUAGCUCGUGGGUGGAGUUGGCUUUUACGGUUCAGGGAGUUGUUCAGUGUUCCAUCUUGACCUCUCCUGGUCUCCACCGUGAGCUCCGAGAAGUGAAAAUUAGUCAUCCUUUAGUAUUGGUGAAUCGGCUUUGCCGGUCUUUGGAUGGUUCUAGCGGCUAUGGUGUCUGGGUUCUAGGGUCUCUCCGGUGUUGGUGAUAUCCAGCUCCCGCUCUUCCAUAUUCAGGCGUGCUCCGGAGGGUCAGUUUACCUCAGAGGUGGAUCUUGGAAGAAUUAUUCUAAAUCAAAGCCUGAACCAACUCUUUUUGACCGUGGAAAGGUAACAAUACCGGCAUGACCCGUUAUGUGCAUUUCUCGAACUUUUUCAGUUGUUUUUAUCAUUUCACUAUGUUAUACAAUGAUUAAAUUAAUUUUGAAGUAUAUUGAUAGGACUACAUGAAGCAUCAGACCAGAUUCAUCUCAAACAAGCCAGCAAACGUAGUUCUUUCAAGCAUGGAAGUUGUGUUACAGUCCAUGGGGGCUUUAAGAAGCACAUUCAAAAUUAUAAAGUAAGAUAUUAAAGUAACCGAUACAAACCAAUAUAUAUAUAGAAGGUAACAAAUGCACAAAGUCAUAUAAUGAUUAUAAAAGUAUCACUAAAUGACCAUAAAACAUUACAAUAUAACAAAAAUAACAUAGCAAUCAAUCUAAACUAUUAAAACAGGAGUACAAAUAGUACUUAGACCUGACUUUUUCUCAAAAAUUACAAAGGAAUGCCACUGGUUAUACACAGUCAUUUAAUAAAGUUAAUAAACCAUCUAAUUAAAUUUGUCCCGUCUUGCCUGAGAUAACUCGAAACAAAACUGACCGAACCCAAUCUUGCGUGUUUCCAUACCUAGAGCAAUGACAAUUAACUGCACAAAAUCAAAUUCAUAUUUUCCUAAACCAAAAACAACCAAAACUGUUUCCUAUUUCAACAUAGUUAUCAUAACACAGAAGGAUAUCAAUUAACUAACAAAAUCUCAAUAUUCUGUUAUCUAAACUUGCAAAUCACAUUUUGCUAAUCUUUAAAACGAAUAUUCUGGUUAUUACGAUGAUUUAAUAUAAAAAGAAUGUUUAAUAUGUAAUUCAAAACUAUAUAUUCUCUUUUCAAUUCGUUCCAAUCACAACUAACAAAAUAUUUUCUAUAACUCUCUUAUUUUACCUACUAUUACUGAAGCCAACUAUAUAUACCUCAUCUCUAUUGCAUCAAAAGAAAAGUAUUGAACAAAUCUUCAGCCUAAACAUGUCUUUAACGACAACUUUUACUUCUCACAAAAGUCAGACCUUUUAUAAACUCAUGGAAGCAACACACAUCUUUGGUGGAGAUACCUUCGAGAUGGUUUUAGCCGACCAAAUGGUAGCUUUCUUUCUGAACGUUUGUUAACUUGAACUGCUUACUUUCUUAUACUGUUAGGGUAACAAGAUCCAUGAUAAAUAAGCCUAUAAUAAGAUUAUUUUCUUUAGUUUUAGACAAAGAUAUUUAUUCUAAAAAGGUCAUUUGAAUCUAUUUUAUUUUAAAUUUUGGUCUUAUAUACGACUAUCAUUAACAUGUACCUAGAAAUGCAUCACUUAGUCAAGAUGAAACCAAACAUAUAUAGUUAAGGAAAUUUUUUUUCAAUCUUCUAACUUAUUCUAAAUCGUUCUACAUUGAUAUCAUCAUAUGUAUUAGGUAAGAUAAAUAAGUAAUUACUAACCGUGUUCUGUUUCUAUUGCGGGCGCACGGGUCAUAAUCCUGUAUAUUUUUUUAAUUUAUAUUCCAAAUUUUUACAAUUUACAAAUCAUUCAUAUAAACACAAACAACUAAAUGAAUUUAAUAAAGGAACAUUUAAGAUUACAACGUAUAAAAAGUAAGAAUGUUAUGUGUAGACAUGUCAUAUAAAACCGAUAUGUAAUAUAGUAAAUAUUAUAUAUUUGUUGUAUUAAAAUAUAUAUAAUUUAGCUAUUUUUAUAAAAAUGACACCCGCGCGGGCGCGCGGGUCAAAGGCUAGUACAAACAUUAAAAGAUAAGCAUAAGAAUGUGUUUGGCAUUGUUAUUGAUUUGAUUGGCUUGGUGCAAUUUUAAAUUUUUUUGUAUUUUCUUAUAUUUUUUCGGAUUAGGUUCGGUUUAGAUAUUAAAGCAUGAAUAUUUUCUCUAAACCUAGGUACAAGGUAGCUAAUAAUUCGCAUAUGCAUCUUGGUUGUUAAAAUAUAAAACGAAUCAAAACUUACGUGACAAAUAAAUUUUUCUUCAUAAAAUAAAUCUCACACACAAUAUAUCCAAAAAGUCAUAAAUUUAUAAUUUAAAAAAAAUUCUAUUUUUCUAAUGUUUACAUAAAUUUAAAUACCAAGCAAACCCCGUGCAACACACGGGCCAUAUCUAAUUUAUAUGAUACAUUGACUGAAUAUAAUUUGGUUUAUCUAAAGUUUUUAUAUGUUUUUGUUGUUAAUUCGUAAGAACAAAAUAUAUUUUUUCUAAACAAAUUUAAAUUAAUGAUAGUGGCUCUUGAGACAUACAAAGAAAAUGGCUUUGGGACAUACACAACUUUGAAACAUCUGAUUGCUAAUUAGAUGCAAUUAGAUGGAAGGGGAAUAUAAGAACCUUUCAAAAAAUUUAUUCAUCUUCUCAUCAAACUAUGGGAUCAUGGGUGGGACAUGGCCAUAUAGACCAGAGAGGCUGCAAUCUAAUACAACUUAAUUUUGUCUACGUCUCAAGAAAUUGUCGUUUCUCAGUUUUUUUGAUCCAAACAUAACAACAAGUAACUUCUUUUCUUUUACUUUCAGAUAUUCGUUUUAUAUUUUUUGUUGUGGGGUUUUGUCGUUGAUUAAGUUAGAAACCUAAGGACUUACUGAUUAGCAGGGGUCGAUGCUAUGCAGGAAGUUUAUUGGUUUAAUAAGAUCAUCUCUAACCCAUAUCUACUUUCAUCUCUAUAGAAGUGGAUUUGCUCUAAUGAAUGUCUCUGUAAUAGAAUUUUUCUAUUUAUAAGAAAAAAUAUAAAGAUAUGUUAUUUUCACCUCUAAAUAUAGAGACAAAAAAACAAUUUUCCUCUAUAUUUACCUCUAAAAUAAAGGAACUCUAUUAUAGGUAUACAUUGGAGCAAUUCCACCUCUAUAAUAGAGAUCUUUAUUUUAGAAGAAAACAUAGAGACAUACAUUGAUGAUGCUCUAAUUACCAGUUUACCACAAACACUAAGCAAUAACUGUUUUGUUCAUACUUCAUUUUUAGUUUUUACUUUACAUGGCUUAAUGAAAUCCUAUAAAUAUUUUUAAAUUGUUAAUACAUAAAAUAAUAAAUAUGAAGAGCUACUUUUCAAAUUUUAAGUUUAGUUCACUAUUGACAACAAAAAAAAUUAGUUCACUGAAUUUUUAAAAGAAAAAGGCAAAAACGUUAAUCACCCAUAAAAUUACAUUAAUGAAACGGGCCGGCCUUAGGAUAUUUUGGGCAUUUGGUUUUCAAAUUAAAAAUUGAAAGUAUAUAAUUCAACAUAACGGAUUAAAAUGAAUCAUUGUAAAGAGAUGCCCAAGAGGAAGAAGAUAUAGCCGUUUAGAGAGAGAGAGAGAGAUUGAUCUUGGCUUGAACGAAAAAAUUAAGAUCUGUCAUGGAUGAAGAAUCCGAUUUGCUGAUGUUUAAUGGUUUCUUUGAGAAAAGCAGAGCAAAGACUUAGUUUAGUGUUCUUCGCGAAUGGGUUCUUCUCAGAGGAAUGCAUAUAUUGACAUAUACAUACAUUCAUAUGCAUACAUUCAUAUGCACACAUACAUACAUACAUUCAUAUGCACACAUACAUUCAUAUGCAUACAUACAUACAUACAUACAUUGUAAGAGCUCACAACAAGAUCAGUGGUUAUUGCGACUUCUAAUUGCGGUAGUCAUGGCAGAUCAAGGUCAGAUGUUUGUGAAAGAGACAUCUUUUGACAACUGUACUACUGGGUGUGAUGACUCCACUAUCAAGUCUUCUCAUGAGAAAGCAGCAUAUGGGGCUUCAUCUAGAUCAAGCUGUUCACCUUGUAGAAGGUUUGGAAUUAGAUAAAUUGAACGAGAAGUUUUUACCAAUUAAAGACACUCAUCAGGCUGCAAAUUGUGAUGAUCCACCUAUCUGAGGAUAUAUCCUGGUCUGUGUUCCAUAACAGCCUCUCAACAGGCAAUUCACCUUUUCAGGCAACACUACCCUCUAAACUUUUUCCCUUACGAUCUCUAUUAUUUACCCUUUAUAUGUACUUUCAAUAGUUCUUGAGCCCAAACGGGUUCCAAUAACAGUCUUACUUACCGCUUCCAUAGUAGGAUGCUCCUGGGGAUAAACUACAUCUCCCUCAGAUCAAAUCAGGAACUAACAUUAGAAACACUCCUACAUAGUCACAGACUAGUUUCUGAAAAUAACAGGUCCAUCUUGGAUGGAACUCUAAAAUGGCAGAGACACAACGAGAGUCCUUCAGCAGGAAACAUGUUUGGCCUCAAAAGAUGCCAGGCCCUUUGAUUUGCUAAAAAAAGAAGCUCAUGUUAAGAUUAGAUACACUCGGAAUCCAUAUUCUAAAGACUUAUGAAGAGGAAUGGUCUUAUAUCCCAGUCGGUGGGUCCUUGCCAAACACUGAACAAAAGAAUCUCGCCGUUGGUCUGCAGCUAUUGAAGGAACCCUUUCCACUGCAGAAUUCUAGUGAAAAGAGUUAUUUUUUGCUCUUUGUGAUGAACAUAGUGGUAUACGUUUCAUGAGGUGAAAAGCAAACGGGAGACAAAGAAAGAGAAUUUAAUCCAAAAAGCUCAAGACAUGGGGAAGGAAUGGACGGAGGAACUUAGCUUCAAACUACACUGAUGCCAAUAAUGGAAGAAGUGCAGCUUUUAAAAGGCAGAGUGGAGCUAAUCACAUAAUAAGAAGUCUUAGAAAUGCUUCGCCUGCUCCUAUCAAAGCAACAAUCGACACAAUACCUUGUUCCAUAAAGGAGUCUAACCCUGUAAUUCCCCCAAGUGGAGUUAGAAACCGAAAUAUUACAGAAGAACACACUCCCUUCAAGUCUACAUCUUCGUCUGAUGAUCUUACUGAGCUGAAGAAGUCUAAAGCAACUGAAAAUGAACCUUAUCAGUUUUUUUUGUGCGAAUCAAUAUCCAAGAAAGAAAUUGCAGUGAAGAAGAGCGCAAAUUUAUUUGCAGUUUGGAUGCAGCUAAUAUUGUUUUGAAUAAACCUCAUGGUAUGGCUGUUCAAGGAGGAACUGGGGUCAAAGCCAUUAUUGAUGGGGUCAAAGCCAUUAUUGAUGAACUAUAUGCUACCACUUGCUUGACUUUUGAUAAAUCAGAAUCUCCUCGGCUGGUGCACAGACUUGACAGAGACUGUAGUGGACUUUUGGUGUUGGGAAGAACACAAACGGCUGCAACGCCUUUUCAUUGUAUAUUCCUCGAGAAAACAACUGGUUAGUGUCGCAUAUGUAAGACCUCUCCUUAAAGGGGAAAAAUUUCAGCAUGCUAUCACUGAAUACCGAGUGAUUGAAUUUUCACCACUUGGUAUGCUUCGUCGUCCCUCAAUGAACAGGGACUACAUUGAGUGACGGCUUGUCAUAGGUGAAGAACCUGUGAUGGGUCAAUGAACAGGGACUACACCGUCCUCUUUCCUUUGGUGUCUCAAGGAGUCUUGGUAUCUUCUCUCAGUUUCUGUUGCAGUGAAUUCAAGUCCCAUCUCAGAAUUAUAGUUGGACCAAUCAAAUUUAUUUUCAAUUUCAUAGUUCACAGAAAUGCGAAAGUGAGAGAAUAAACUUCAAAUGUAAUGGUUAUUAGAAGUAUCAGAGUCAAAAUUCCUCUGGAAAUCAGCGCAGAAGAAAGUCGUAAAAUCAUUACAGAUUCUGUCAAGAGAUUGAAUUUAUAACUUAGCUCUUGAGGAGGUGUGUGACGUGUGUCUCGUAUCUUAGCUCGAAAGUUGUGAGCAUAACAGAAGCUCCUGAUGGCCUUAGGUUUAUUUCCUGUGAAGAAAAGCACCAUUGUUCCGUGCAGCUCUUGCAGUACGAAGUUGGAAGACGUAGAGUGUCCCUGUUCAAGCUGCAUAUGGCGUAGAGGUGGAGGUAUAGUAUGAAUCUUUUGAGACUGUUCUGUUUGAAAAAUUCAAGUGGAAGACAGUCCGUAAGAUCCAGAGCAGAUGGUUUGCAUGAAUUACGGAGAGUAUGCGAACCAGAAAGUUAGGAGCUUAGAAGCUGAGUAUCCAACGUUUAUGUACGCCAUGCCUAUGACAAAGACAAAAGUGUUCUUUGAGGAGACAUGUCUAGCCUCAAAAGAUGUCAUCAUGCCCAUUGAUUUGCUAAAAACGAAGCUCAUGUUAAGAGGUAAAUCUAUAAAAGGCAAAAAAGUAAAGCUUGACUUUGUUGAACAACAAUGAAAAACUUCUGUUGGUUGGCUUUGUUAAUUACAUGAAUGGUCUUAUAUCCCAGUCGGUGGUUCCUUGCCAAAAGAAUCUUGCCUUAGUGAUUUGUUGCUUCCUUGAUUUUUAUGUUUAGAUCAUUGCUUGCUCUACUUCUUUUUUUUUUGGGGUAAAAAUCCUUUUCUAUUUCUCCUUAUUUGCUUUGUUUGCUUCUUUAGUCGCUUCUUUUCAAUGCUUACUUUCUUUGGUUUUUUUUUUUGCUUCCUUUGUUCUUGAACUAAUUUUUAUAUACGGCUCCCGAAUUAUUAAUUAUUAAUUUAUCUUUUUUUUAAAUAUAAAUUUGUUUUUGAUUUAUCAUUACUAUCGUACAAUAUGUAAGUUUAGUUUAUAUGUAUGAAAAUUACGUUUUAUAACUCUAAUAUGUAAGUUUAGUUUAUAUGUAUGCAAAUUACGUUUCAAUUUAAUAUUUUAUUUUCAAUUUAAAUAUUUUUAUAAUUUAUAUGUAUAUUUUAUAUUAAUAAUAUUUUAUUUUUGAAUUAGAAAUGUGAUUUUGUAUAUGUAAUAAUAUCUAGUAGGUUUAGUUACCACUUGAGUAUAUUAGAUUACAUCUACUUCUUUGAAUUCAACCAUAAUAUUUUGUUUCUUUAAAUAUAUUAAUAUUUUGAUAUUUUUUUAAUUUUACAUUUAGGUUGGUUGUUCAGAGUAAAUAUAUAAAUAUAUUUUUGUGAGAUUUGGUAUAACAUAAUGUAUUUUAUUUUGAGAAUCAAAUAGACAAAAUAAACUAAAUUGUGGAUUGAUUAAAAAUUAGAUAAAAGAAUAUAAAGAUAAAAUUUAUUUAUGAUUAAAUUUAUUCGUCAAGCAAUUGAAAACAAUCCAAAAAUUAUUUAUUAUUUUUAUAUCAUAAACAAAAAAAACAGCAUGAUUAUUAUAGACAAGGAUUAAUAUAUAUAGUUAUAUUACUACCACUGUAUAUAUGUAAGUAAUUACUUCUAAUCAGAAUCAGAAUAUUUAUAUCUAAAAUUAAUGAUAAAAUAUAAUAGAUGCUUAAUAUAUAAUAAGUAAACUAAUAUAAUAAAAUCGAAAUUUUGAAGGUUAUAAUUUAUUUAUCUUAAAUUCAUAAUUGUUUCGGAUAACAUGAUGCUUGGUUUUCAAAUAUAAUAAAAUUUAAUAAUUCAAAUAUACAUGUAUAUUUGUAAUUAGUAACAAUCAAUAGACCUUUCCAUGUUACACAAAUAGUUAAAAGUAAAUUUAGUCAUAAUAAAUCGGCUAUUUUCUAUAUCAUCAAUUUUAAAACAUCUAAGAAAAAAAAGAGAAAUAACCAAUGUUUUCUGUAUUAACCCUAAUAAAACUAUUCUAUUUAUUAUCCAAGUAGGAAAAAUAUUAAAAAUUAAGUAAAACAAUUAUAUAUUCCAAUUUUAUUAGUGAAACAAAUAUAUGAUAUAUAAGGAAUAUAAUAAAACAAAUAGUGCAGUAUGAGUCUGUAUAAGUUGAUGACAAAAAAAACAAAUAGUAAAAAUGUUGCAAAAAAUUAGUGAAAGGUAAUCUUACUUAUAAUUUAAAAUAAAUUAAAAUUUUCAAGUUUUACUAAAUAAUAUAUAGUAAAAUAUAUAUGAUUUGUAAAAAAAUCGCCAUCUACUAUUACAAACAAAAAUACUUUCGUAAUAUAUCAAGUUAUCUAAUGUUAUUAUUUUAAGAAAAUAGUUUUUAAAAAAAAAUCUUCGUAGUAAAACAAAAAAAAAUUAUAAUUUUAGUACCAAUAUAUAAAUAAAAAUAUAUAAGACUACACAAUAUGAACAUGAUACUAAUAUAAAAAUCUGACAAGAAACAUA
Molecule: messenger RNA, 12345 nt
Organism: Brassica rapa (field mustard)
Lineage: Eukaryota; Viridiplantae; Streptophyta; Magnoliopsida; Brassicales; Brassicaceae
Source: RefSeq, a predicted model, not a curated record